Geodia barretti is the source of this 285-nucleotide messenger RNA. The record is from the annotation of a GenBank genome assembly. Lineage: Eukaryota; Metazoa; Porifera; Demospongiae; Tetractinellida; Geodiidae.
AUGACCGAACCGCAACAACCCAGCGAAGAACACCAGGGCUUCGAAUUGCCACCCGUUGGCAGCGUUGUGUGGCAAGAUCUGACAGUGCCCAGUGCCCCGGAGAUUCGGGACUUCUACUGCCAGGUGGUCGGCUGGACCUACACCGACCACGACAUGGGCGAUUACGCCGACUACAACAUCAACCUGCCCGACGGCAGCCAUACCGUGGCCGGCAUCUGCCAUACCCGGGAUCCAACGCCAAUGUUCCGCCCCAAUGGCUGGUUUAUAUCGUGGUGGAGGAUGUAG